Bombus huntii is the source of this 2814-nucleotide messenger RNA. Its product is annotated as ras-related and estrogen-regulated growth inhibitor. The record is from RefSeq and is a predicted model, not a curated record. Lineage: Eukaryota; Metazoa; Arthropoda; Insecta; Hymenoptera; Apidae. The coding region runs from base 1282 to 2013 and encodes 243 amino acids. Gene Ontology annotation, molecular function: GTPase activity; GTP binding. The transcript is spliced from 5 exons.
UGCCGGUCUCUUGGACCAGUAGCCAGGUCGUAGUAGAGAAUCGUGCGGCUGAGGCGGGUGCAGCCGCCGCGAUGUCCGGUUUUAUUCCAUCCAGGAGGAGGGCCGCGAAUUGCGAAACCAGCUGUUCGAACGUUUGACCCAGCGACACUGAUAUCGCGUAUCUUGAUUAAGCCAGUAUGUAACGACCUUUGCAUUCCCCGAUAUCCUGCCACCACGUGAACGCACUGACCGAGAAAGUUUGAAAAUGGAAUUCACGUGCGUCCCUCGAAACUUCCUGGACCAUUUAAUGUCACUGAAUCGAUUUGUGACAGUUUCGAUGAUCGAGCACGAGGAAAUCGAUGUGAGAGGGACAAGUAAAUUAGCGAGUUACACAGGCUGUCUCGGUGAUCACGAUCCCCCGAUCGACAAGAAAGUGAUUCCAUGAAAAAAAUAAACGGAAGAUGUGAAAUGAAAGGUUUUUUACGCGGUGCUUCGUCGUCGAUAAAAUUCAAUUUGAAAAUUUACUUAGUACGUGUGAACGAAGCCAAUUACUGACCAGGUAGAAGCAGGCAAUACUCGGCAGAUUAUUCUACGUGCGAAAACGAGUGAAAACCGUGGAAUACAAUUUGUUCGUUUAAGCGUAUUCCGUUCAAGCGCACACUGACGUUUUAGCUUUCUCAAUACGAGAUUCGUAGCAACGCAUUGGAUAAUAAUCUUGAAGCGGAGUCCGAACCGCGUGCUCGCACGGAAUCGUACGAUCCCUGUAUAACCGUAUUACCCAAAUAAUUGGUUAUCGAACGAAUUCGGUAUUCCAGAUUUGAUAAACUUUCUAUUUUGGACGUUGUCCGUGUCCCGGACUCGCUACGAGCAAAAAUAAAAGUAAUAAAUUAGAAACUAACUUCUGGGAAUAGCAGACAUCGGAUAAAUCAAUGCGAUUCGUUCCUUUACGAAACAAAUUGCUUAUCAGCGUCUGUAAAAAACAAGACAGUGUAUUAUAAUUGGCAAUUAAAUAAAUCAAAGAAUCUACACAGAUAUAGCGAUUUAAGAAGCGGUAAGAUAAUAUGAGAAAAAGGAAUAAAAUAAAAUAAAAUGUAGAAUGCAGAACGUAAUAUAAAAAUAAUUGGCAAUUACGAAAGAGAGAGAAAUCGGUUAACGGAAGAGCUGAUGAAGUUUGCGGAUCGAUCGGAGGAAAAGGUAGCAGGAAGAAUGCGUGCAUAAACACGUCUAUUAAAUAUCAGCGGGAAAAAGAGAGGCUUCAUAAUCGAUGAGACACCCCAGAGGGAAUUCAGUGACAGUUAAGUCAUGGAGAGAUUCAGUCCGCCAGCAACGUCGUUGAGGAAGAGAAUUAGCCCUCCGAUAGCUUGGAAUCUUGGCCUCACUAGCAGGGAUCCGAGAAUUGUCAAAGUAAUCCUACUGGGACAUCAGGGCGUUGGUAAAACCGCCCUGGCAGUGCGAUUCGCGACGAAACGGUAUAUAGGGGAGUACGAUUGUUCUAUCGAGAGGGUUUACAAAGUGGACAGUUUCCUGGAUGCGGCGUGGGAGAUAACUGAUCCCCCAGGAUAUCUACCACCUCCGUCCGAGCUGAAAUUACGGUGGGCAGAUGCUAUCGUUCUCGUUUACUCGGUGUCGGAUCGUGUCAGCUUCGACGAAACAUCUCGUCUUCGAUUUCUAGUAUCGCACGCGAGAAAAACUAGAAAGGUUCCACCGAUAGUAAUCCUGAUAGCGAAUAAAGCAGAUUUAACGUACACUCCUGGUGAAAGGGUAGUUUCUACGGCAGAAGGGCGUCAAAGGGCGGAAGAGAUCGAGGCCCACGCGUUUCAUGAAAUUUCCGUCAGAGAAUCUGUCGAACAGGUCAUGGCCGUUUUCACCGACAUCUCCAAGCUGUUGACGGAAUUGCCGGGAAAUUCUGGCCAGCAAACAAAUUCCUUCAGGGUGAGAGCCUCCACUGACGGCACCUUGGACGCUCUUCGACGCCCCUCGCCAGUUCCGCUCAAACGAAGAUUCAGCAUCUCCGUUCGAGGAACCCUUCAUUAAGCGAACACAAGCUUACAGCUUAAAACUACGCGCUUUCUAAUAAAGCUCCUGUUCUAAUCCUUCGAGUUUUGAGAAAUAUCGACUGUUCGUUGUCAAUUUGUAGUAUCGUGAUCGUUUAUUGUAUUGUAAAGGCGUAUUUUGUUCAUUUUUAGAAAUAUUUUGGGAAUCUUUUCGCUUUGAGAAAUAUUUUUAGAAUCUUUUCACACGUUGCGAUAUAUUUUUAGAUUUUAAACUUUUAAACUAUAUUUUUAGAUUAUUAGAUAACAUAUUCGUGGUCCUAGUCUGUGCUGAGUGAACUGCAAUAUGCGCUAUUGAAACAUGAUCAAAAGCCAAAGAACCACAAAUAUGUCAGUGAGAGAUAUUUUUGGACUGCUUUAUCUUUGGGUUUAACGCAAUUUAUUAAAAAUGCACUAUCGGCCAAUAUGGAGUUUCGAAUCGUUAUAUGUUUCAUAGAAAUAAAAAGUUUAAAGAAAAAUCUGCUGAUUAAGCGGUAAAUAAACGAUCGAUAAGUUCUGUGUAGUACCUCAAAUAUUUCUCUUACAUGUGAUAUUAAUGUAUUUAAAUUAUUGCUGUUAUUUGUCGAGUAUAUAUUUAACUGUAAAUUAUAUUGAUGUUAAGAAAUUCGAUGAAAUAAAAUUUGCACGAUAAUUAUUUCGAAAAAAUAAGUAUGAAUUAUAGAUUAUUCAAAUUACGAUUAAGUUAUAUUUAUUAACAUAUACAUAUCCUACAAUGUAUAUUUAAUUGUAAAGAUUAUUGUAUAAUUUCUCAAAUUCAAUCAAUAAAUAGAUUUUCUAAAGCAAA